Molecule: messenger RNA, 4455 nt
Organism: Benincasa hispida (wax gourd)
Lineage: Eukaryota; Viridiplantae; Streptophyta; Magnoliopsida; Cucurbitales; Cucurbitaceae
Product: putative disease resistance protein RGA3
Molecular function (GO): ADP binding
Source: RefSeq, a predicted model, not a curated record
AGUGUAACUCAACUAUCAUAAUACUUGUACUAUCGACCCAACGACCAAGGAUCGAGACUUUUGUAUUACAGAAUAGUAAUAGACGACAACCAAAGUCUUCAGCUUUAUCUUACAUUUACCCAAACUCACAUCACACACUUGUUCAUCACCUCUAAACUAUUGAGCAGCCUGCUUCCAAAGCUCCCUCCUUUGUCAUCCACCAUGGCUGAAGCUAUUCUCUUCAACGUUACUGCAGACAUCAUAUUCAAACUGGGCUCUUCCCUACUCCGAGAGUUUGGAUCGCUGUGGCGUGUCAAGGAUGACCUUGACAAACUCGAAGACACUCUUUCUGCCAUUCAAUCUGUGCUUCACGACGCAGAGGAGCAGCAGUCCAAGAACAGUCAAGUGAAUGAUUGGGUUUUAAAGCUUAAGGAUGUUUUGUACGAGAUUGAUGACUUGAUCGACAAGUCGUCUUAUGAAACCUUGAGAAGGCAAGUUCUAGCCAAAGACCGAAGAAAGAGAAAACAAGUAUGUACCCUCUUCUCCAAAUUUAAAUUUAGUUGGAAAAUAUGUCACAGAUUCAAGGAAAUUAGGCAGAGGUUACAAGCUAUUAAUGAUGAUAAAAAUCAAUUUAGCUUUUGUAAGCAUGUGAUAGAGAAAAGGGAAGACGAAGGGUUGAGAAAGAGACGGGAGACUCACUCUUUUAUACUUGAAGAGGAAGUGAUUGGUAGGAGUAAUGACAAUGAAGCAGUCAUAGAUCUUCUACUAAAUUCCAACACCAAAGAGAAUAUUGCAGUAGUUUCCAUUAUUGGAAUGGGAGGAUUGGGAAAGACUACCCUUGCUCAAUCUAUUUAUACCCAUCACAAUAUGACUAAGAAUGGGUUUCAGUUGAAGUUAUGGGUGUGUGUUUCCGAAGAAUUUGAUCUGAAAGUUAUUAUCCAAAAGAUAAUAGAGUCUGCAACUGGGAAGAAGCCUGAAUCAUUCCUACAAAUAGAUUCAUUACAAAGUGAGCUUAGAAAACAAAUUGAUGGAAAGAAAUAUUUGCUUGUUAUGGAUGAUGUGUGGAAUGAGAAAACAGAGGAAUGGUUACAUCUGAAAAGAUUGUUGAUGUGUGGUGCAAAGGGUAGUAGGAUUUUGAUCACAACACGCAGUGAACAAGUUGCUAAAACUUUUGACUCUACUUUCGUCCAUUCUUUACGAAUUUUGAAUGCACCCAAUUCUUGGUUAUUGUUUCAAAAGAUGACAGGUUUGGAAGGAUAUUCAGACAAUCAAGAGGAGCUUGAUGAAAAGGAUUCAAAUUUGGUCCAAAUCGGCAAGGAGAUUGUAUCAAGGUUAAAUGGUGUUCCUCUCGUAAUAAGAACCAUUGGAGGACUUUUAAAAAAUAACAAAUCAGAAAGAUUUUGGUUGUCUUUUAAGGAUAAGGAACUUUACCAAAUUUUGGAACAAGGAUAUAAUGAUCUAAAGGAAAUAAAAUUCAUUCUUGAGCUCAGCUAUAAGUAUCUCCCAACUAAUUUGAAGCAAUGUUUCCUCUAUUGUGCUUUGUUCCCCAAAGAUCAUGAAAUUCAAAAGGAUGAACUUAUAUUACUAUAGAGAGCACAAGGUUUCAUUCAAUCAAAUGGUAAUAAAGAUGAUAACCUCAUUGAUAUUGGUGAUGAUUAUUUCAUGGAGUUAUUAUCAAGGUCAUUUUUUCAAGAGGUUGUAAAAAAUGAUUUGGGAGACAUAAAAGCAUGUAAGAUGCACGAUUUGAUGCAUGAUAUGGCUUGUUCGAUAAUGAAUAAUGAAUGUGUGUGUGGAUUGAUCAGAAAUGUCAUCGAUAAAAGAACUCGUCACUUUUCAUUGGAAGAAUAUUGUCAUGAAAAUCAACUUAUGGAACCAUUAUCUAAGGCGACAUAUUUGAGGACACUUUUUAUUCGAAAUUGUGCUGUUGAUUCCCCAUCGAAUUUGGAAGAAAUCUUUCAUAAUAUUUCUCGAUUGCGAGCAUUGUGAGCAUUAGACUUAAGUUUUGGCUUAAAUACAAAUAAUUUGGAGUUUAUUGGUAAGUUGAAACAUUUGAGAUAUUUGAGGAUUGUGGGGAGAAUUACAUAUCUUCCAGAUUCUAUUACGAAGUUGUAUCAUUUAGAAACAUUUAUCAUUAAAUGCUGUGAUCAUUUAGUAAAUUUAUCCAGUGUAGAAAACUUGAUUAACCUUAAGCAUUUGGAUCUUUCAGAUAAUUUUAAAUUAGAAUCUCUUCCCGAUUCUAUUACUGAAUUGUGUAAGUUGGAAAUACUUAUCCUUCAAAGUUGUAGGAUAGAAUUUCCCAAAGUUGUAAAAGAUUGGAGCAAUCUUAGGCAACUUGAUCUUACAGACAAUACAAGUAUAGUAUUCCUUCCUGACUUUAUUACUCAAUUAAAUAAUUUGGAAACACUUAUCCUUUUUCGGUGUAUAAAUUUAAAAGAAUUGCUGGAAGAUACUAAAAGAUUGAUCAACCUUAAGCAUCUUGAUUUGAGAGAAUGUUUUAGUCUCACUCAUAUGCUAGAAGGGUUAGGUGAGCUAACUAAUCUUCAAACAAUAAAUCAGUUUGUGUUAGAAAAGAAUAAGGGCUGUGAAUUAAAGGAGUUGGGUGGACUUAUCAAGUUGAAAGGAAUAUUAAGUAUUCAAGGAUUGAAAUUUUGUACAAGUAUUGAUGGAGAAACGAAGGGUAAAUUCUUGCAACUAACGUCAGGUCUUCAAGAGUUGAAAUUAGAUUGGUGGAAACAAGGUGCACAUAAUGAACUUACAAGUUUUGAGUUGGACGAUGUGAUCUACGAAAGUGUUUUAGAUUGCUUACAACCACAUUCAAAUCUUCAAAAGAUAUCUAUUCAUAACUACGGUGGAUUGAAGUUAUGUAAUUGAAUAUCCUCUAAUUUCCUCGGUUGUCUUGUCACUAUAUGUUUUUCUCAUUGUAAUAGAUUGCAACAUCUCCCCCGAUUCGAUCAGUUUCCUAGUCUCAAGCAUCUUGAGCUUGAUUACUUACCCAACGUCGAGUACAUUAUUGAUGUCAACAAUGAUGAUUAUGUUUCUUCAUCAACAUUUUUUCCAUCCCUCGAGGAAUUACGGAUUUCGAAGAUGCCUAAGUUGGUGAGAUGGUGCAAGGGUACAACUCCUAUAAUAUUUCCUUACCCUUUUGAAUUAACUAUUAAUGAUUCUUCUCCUCUGCAUGUGUUGAAGUCUUUCCAUGCACCUAAUUUGAAGGCAUUGCGAAUUGGUCUGUCAGAUGAUGAGUUGGAUGUUGUACCAUGGAAAGAUUAUGAAAACCUCACCUCUCUACAUCUCGUCUUUGUGAGUAAUUUGGAGUACUUGCCCGAGUGUUGGCAACAUUAUAUGAAACCUCUUCAACAUCUUUCUUUAGAUUCUUGUGAAAAUUUGAAGAGCCUACCAGAAUGGAUUGGUAACCUCACCUCACUCACAGAAUUAUAUAUUCGUAAUUGUGAAAAGCUAACUUCGCUACCACAUGGAAUUGGCAACCUCAACUCACUCACACGAUUGGGGAUUGAUUCUUGUCGAAAUCUAGCUUCGCUACCAGAAGGGAUUCGACACAUCCCUAAUUUAAAAUGCUUAGACAUUGUCGAAUGUCCCAUAUUGGAAAAAAGCUGCAAGGAAGACACCGGAGAAGAUUGGCCUAAGAUUGCCCAUAUCCCCGACCUACGAAUUUACUACACUCAUUAUUGACUUCCAAAAAGGCUACAACUGUAUAUGAAGUAUAUAUGUCAUAUAUGCACCAUCAUACCAUACAUGGUUGUUUUCUUAUGUCAUUAAAUCUUUUUACUGAUUUUGAUGGUAGUGAUUGUAUAACUGUAGAUGAAUCUCUAAUGUUACCGAUUUUUAUCUGAGAAGACUGCUUCAAAAUACUUUGGAAGAAAAUUGAACAGAGAAUAACAUAAUGGGUAAUAUAAUAUUGAUAAAAUUGAUUUCAACUGAUUAUUAUGUAGACAUUUAUAGAACUAAUUACCAAUUUGGGAUAUAAUGAUUUUGGGCUUUGGUGUUCAUUGUACACAUUACUUGUUGUUUAAUCUUUACCAUUGAAAUUGAGAUUGUUUUUUGGAAUCUUACAGUACUUUGCACCUUGCUUAAAUAGAGAGGAGAAUAGCAGCUGCUUGUGGAGGGACGAACUAAAGAGAAUUAUCCAAAAUAAAAUUUAAUGAAAGAGUGCAGUUUAAGCUAUGGAAGACUUUCAUUCUGAAGAAGUGUAAGCUCUUCUUUUGGUCAGCUCUCUAUGGUGAGGUGAACACUGCUGAUAAGGUCCAAACAAUAAAUUCCAAUAUUUCUCUUUGUGGAAUAAAUUUCUAUUGGGUUUGGGAUAUGUUGAGGGUGCUAAAUAUAUGUUAACCUAGUUGAGAUAUCCGAGUGCACCUCCCGAUCCCUCUUUAUAUAUUCUCCAAUUUCGUGCUAAAAAAAAGAGAUAUAUUAGUUGUUGUGUACAUGUUAUUAUUGAUAGUGGAGAUUUUGACUACGGUAACA